AUGAGAGUUAAAGCACCUGACCCAGCUGAAGAGGAUUCAGAGGAUAGUGAUUCUGAUUCAACCAGUUCACAAGAGGUAGCUGUAAGAAAAACCCCCUACAAGGCUGCUUGUAUGAGAGUUAAAGCACCUGACCCAGCUGAGGAGGAUUCAGAGGAUAGUGAUUCUGAUUCAACCAGUUCUCAAGAGGUCGCUGUGAGAAAAACCCCCUACAAAGCUGCUUGUAUGAGAGUUAAAGAACCUGACCUAGCUGAGGAGGAUUCAGAGGAUAGUGAUUCUGAUUCAACCAGUUCACAAGAGGUAGAAGUGAAGUCAAGGAAGAAUAGUGAUGAGAGAGAAGAGCCAAACAGCAAGAGAAGAAGGACAAGUAAGAGCUAUACCCCUAGAAGAUUUGAUCCCGAUGAGCCAGAAGUUAAUGAUACAGUUGCAAAUCUGUGCAACAAUGGAGGAUCAAAGAAGAACAAUUCCGAUAAGGUAUAA
Messenger RNA from Thlaspi arvense, 477 nucleotides. The record is from the annotation of a GenBank genome assembly. NCBI's taxonomy places the organism in Eukaryota, Viridiplantae, Streptophyta, Magnoliopsida, Brassicales, Brassicaceae.